Messenger RNA from Parasteatoda tepidariorum (common house spider), 2175 nucleotides. Its product is annotated as solute carrier family 41 member 1. Lineage: Eukaryota; Metazoa; Arthropoda; Arachnida; Araneae; Theridiidae. The record is from RefSeq and is a predicted model, not a curated record. Gene Ontology annotation, biological process: monoatomic cation transport. Gene Ontology annotation, cellular component: plasma membrane. Gene Ontology annotation, molecular function: monoatomic cation transmembrane transporter activity.
CACCCCGGGUUACCUGAUAGCUGUUCGAAGUUAUCACUUUUCUCAUUUUGUUCCGGGGACUUUCAAUCAUUAGUAUAAAUCUUAAUUCCGUUGAGAGAGGUGUCCUUUUUAGACGCUCUGUUAAAAAUAUUGUCCAUUCCGAUGGUCCAAAAGCACUACUCUUCAUUUGUUUUGUACGUAACUUGCAUUGAAAAAGCAAGGGAGCAAGAAACGUUGGAUCCUACAAACUUGUUUUGCUACUGUCCAGCACAGCACAAGGUUUAAAUUAAAUUUUUAAGUAAAUUAUAUUAAGUGCGUUUUUUUGUGUUUCUCGAGGUUAAAGUGCCAAAUAUUACUAAGCUGGCCGUUCAAGGGGAAUUCGGAGACGUUCAGGCAAAGGAGCGAGAUAAGGGAUAAACUGAUUAAAAAGGUGACAUCGUAGACUGAUGAAUUCUGCACCAAAAAUGACAGGUGAAAUAAUUGACGUACACAACAGCGACAACCCCCAGACCAGGGUUGCUUUGGUUCGUCAGAUUAGCGCAACAGUAGGAGCAGGACAACCAAUACCCACACCCAUUACUGCCCCUGGAAAUUUGCAGUGUCCUCUGGAAUUCUGGAUCCAAUCCCAAUCUUUCCAAACUGAAACAUCACCUCUUCUGCAAAAAGGACCAUUACCACCUAAACUAGAUUACUGUGCCAUCCCCGGUGAAAAUCUUUUGUCCAAAGCACCAGAAGAUGUUCCUAAAAUCAAAGAAACCGAUGAAGAUGAAAAGAGUGAGACGAUUUGUUCUAUUUCUUGCCAAGUGUUCAUACCUUUUAUGAUUGCUGGUUUUGGCACUGUAGCUGCUGGCCUUUUAUUAGACAUCGUGCAAAGCUGGGACGUAUUUACCCAAGUGCCAGAAAUGUUUGUUAUGGUGCCAGCACUAUUAGGAUUAAAAGGAAAUCUUGAAAUGACAUUAGCUUCUCGAAUCUCGACAUUAGCAAAUUUAGGAAGCAUUGACACUUCAAGAGAGCAAUGGAGAAUGGCCCUUGGAAACAUAUGUUUAUUACAAUGUCAAUCUCUAGUCCUUGGCCUGAUAUCAUCGGUGUUUGCAUCAGCUGUGGGAUGGAUCAGAGAGGGAGAAUUCAACUUCCACAAUGUUCUUCUACUCGCUUCAAGCAGUUUGGUAACAGCAUCCAUUGCAAGCUUCUUAUUAGGUACUGUGACAAUUUGUGUGGUGAUUUUUUCACGCAAAAUUAAUGUCAAUCCAGAUAACGUAGCUGCACCAAUAGCUGCAUCUCUAGGGGACGUUGUAACUCUAGCACUUCUUGCUUACAUCUCUACUUUUAUAUUUGAAAGAUCAGGUGAAUACAUUUGGGGUGAAGCAGCUCUGCUGAUUUGUCUCUUUUGUCUGAUUCCAUUAUGGGCGGUUCUUUCUUACAAAAAUAUUUACACUAAGCAUGUUCUUUAUUCCGGGUGGAUUCCUAUCAUCAGCGCAGUUGCAAUAUCGAGUGGCGGUGGUUACAUACUAAAUUUUGCUGUUGCAAGAUUCAAAGAACUAGCAGCUUGUCAGCCAGUCAUCAACGGUGUUGGGGGUAAUUUAGUUGCAGUACAAGCAUGCAGAAUUUCAACUUAUCUUCAUCAAAAAAUGAAGCCAGGUUUAUUGAAAUGUGAGAAACUUUGCAUUAGUCCCUUAGAGGCUUGGUUUGGAAAAUCUUCCCAUGCUCGAACCUGUCGCAUUCUGAUUCUCAUGGCUAUUCCCGGUCAUCUAAUCUUCAUCUCUUGUGUACAUUUCCUAAAAAGCACCUACACUCCACUCACAGCAGAAUUCCUACUAUUCUACCUCGUCGCUGCACUAUUGCAAGUGGCACUGUUACUCUACAUGGCACACUGCUUCGUGCUCUGGCUCUGGAGAUGGGGAUUCGAUCCCGACGAUGCUGCCAUCCCUUAUCUGACAGCUUUUGGUGAUUUGAUUGGGACUGGAUUCCUACUUAUCGCCUUCAUUGCCAUGGACGCGGUCUAAAUAUCCUUCCCCUCCAUUCUAGUCGAAUAUUAACUUAUUUUUAUUGAAAAAAAUAAACGUAUAUAUACAAUGCAUUUUACUCUAAAAUUUAUAUUUUUAAAGUUUUAUUUCAUAUCUCUUAUCUCGACAUCGUAUUUAUUUAAAAAGAGAAUUGCAUGCUUUGUAAUUGUCAUCAAUAAAGAAAAACGCACUA